CAUCUUCAGGCUCAUUAAUUAUGGAGGCGCCUGACAGGGGUAGCUUCGCUUGCUUUGUUUCCAUGGCAGAUGAAAGGGGACAUGGAUCUUUCUGUUUUGCCCAAUAACAACCAUCCUGACAAAUUCCUGCAGCUUGACGUGAAGUCUUUAAUGAGGAGCUCAACCCUUCUGCAGGCUAGCCUCGCGAGAUUUCCGGGUGCAAAUUAUCCUGCUCCACAACACUGGCAAAACCUUGUCUACUCACAGAGAGAAAAGAACAUUACUACUCAACGAAACAAGGGAUUUGGUGGGGAGAACCCAGUCCUUCCUGAGAGUCCUCCAGCCUCCAUGUCUUCAGUCAUGAAGAACAACCCAUUGUAUGGUGAUGUAAGUUUGGAAGAAGCUAUGGAAGAAAGGAAAAAGAAUCCUUCGUGGACCAUUGAGGAGUAUGACAAGCAUUCUGUGCAUACAAAUCUCUCUGGACAUCUGAAGGAAAACCCCAAUGACCUGCGCUUUUGGUUGGGGGACAUGUACACUCCGGGCUUUGACACUUUGCUGAAAAAGAAGAAGAAACGCAACAAGCGGUCCAAGUUGUGUCACAUGGGUCUGAUUUUACUCGUCGUGGCCUCCAUCCUGGUUACCAUAGUGACUCUCUGCACUCUAUUCGCUUAAGGAAGUUGCAAACCCCGCUUUAAAGCUCUAAAACGCCUUCUAAGUAUUUGCAGGAAAAUCUGUCCGUGCGUCGUGAAUGUCUGCGUUGCUAACUGUGCGACCAAGCGUCAUUGCCCUUUAGAACGUGAGCGUCGCUUGUGUUAUGUUGGCCUCUCUGCUUUGGUCUUUAAAACCUGUGUGUCAUUCCAGCCUGGGUUUGUCCUUUGUGAAGCAGGCUCACGGUAGCAAAAGUCACUUCCUAGAGUUACAAUCAAGCUUUAGAGAACAGGCUGCGGCUGCUUGUCUCCCUGCUUACCUGGUUUCCACAUCGGUCCUCCCCCGACUCCUCCUCCUCCUCUGAGGAAGCUGUAGCCCAUCUGCCCAACCGCUAGGAUGACCCGAAGGCUUCUGCUGAGCUAUCCCUCAGUUUAGAUCUGUUUUUACCUUCCUUUAUCUCCGCUAAAGUUAAAGGCAGAUAAAGUGGGAGGGAGACAUUGUUCAAACCUAUUCUAAUUUCCCCAGUCAUCCUUUCUGGUGAGCUAAAUUUAUGUUACUGUUUUAGCAGAAACAAAUUGGUCAGCCACAGUGGCAUAAUCAAUUGCAUUAUAUCCAAUCGUGCUUGUGGGUUGAUAGGAACUGGCAAGUGUGACCUCUAGUGGCAGUGGGUACGUGGUUUACCAGAAAUAGGGGGGUAGGGCACUGGAAAGACGCCAGGAAUGCUGCCACCCCUGAGCAUUCGACUGAAUGACAGGCCUGAACAAAAGAUUGUCAGAGAAGGGAGCUGGCUUUCAGACAUGGAGGGGAGAGGAGCAGUUGGCUCCUAACUGUAGCUUUUCCCUCAAUGGCAAUGUCAUUUUCUUUGUGUAUUUAUAACCUUCUGCUGGGUGCAGAUACCUGGGAACAAACCCCAGGAUGCAAAGAACCAAAGUAACCAUCUUCUCCCAGGACAUUCUUGCCGAAGGCUCUAAGCCCCACUUCUAAUGCUAUUUAGUGUGUGAAAUAAGGCUUUUCUUCUUCUUCUUCUUCUUCUUCUUCCCAAAGAGCUCAGUCCUCUCAUGCCCUGUGAUAACGCCUUACUAUCUCGCUGUAUUGCUCAUCAAGAUACUUGAAGUAUAUAGAAAUGAGGGUUUACUGGACAAAUAAACC
Molecule: messenger RNA, 1776 nt
Organism: Apodemus sylvaticus (European woodmouse)
Lineage: Eukaryota; Metazoa; Chordata; Mammalia; Rodentia; Muridae
Gene: Minar2
Product: membrane integral NOTCH2 associated receptor 2
Exons: 3
Coding region: 70-651 (193 amino acids)
Source: RefSeq, a predicted model, not a curated record